This is a messenger RNA of Parathielavia appendiculata, 3006 nucleotides long. Its product is annotated as carbohydrate esterase family 3 protein. NCBI's taxonomy places the organism in Eukaryota, Fungi, Ascomycota, Sordariomycetes, Sordariales, Chaetomiaceae. The transcript has 10 exons. Bases 1 to 3006 code for a protein of 1001 amino acids. The record is from RefSeq and is a predicted model, not a curated record. Gene Ontology annotation, molecular function: phosphatidylcholine lysophospholipase A1 activity.
AUGGCAGCAAUCUGGGUGCUCGGGGCUGCCGUCCUCGCCCAGGCACUUGUUGCAGCUCUCCGUACUACCGACACACCACAUCAGCGUGCCGCUGAGGAUCAUGCCGCUCGGGGACUCCAUCACCUGGGGCAGCCUGAGCAGCACCGGCAACGGCUACCGGGGCCCCCUCGAGGGUUCCUUUCUGCCGCUGGGGUCGACGUCGACUUCAUCGGCACGCGCAAGCACGGCUCGAUGGCUGACAAGGACAACCAGGGCCACUCGGGCUCCUUCCUCGCUGAGAUUAAGGAAUGCUCGUUGCUGUCUGUGGCGGCGCGGCCCAACAUUAUCCUCCUGCACGCCGGCACAAACGACAUGGAUCUCAACCGGGACGUCGCCACGGCUCCGAACCGUCUCGCGGCUAUCAUCGACCAGUUGCUGGACAAGUGCCUGGACGCCAGCAUCCUCCUCGCGCAAAUCAUCUUCUCCACCGACGCGGCCAUGCAGGCGCGCACCGACAUCUACAACGCCGCCAUCGCCGACUUCGCCCGCCGGUACCAGGAGCAGGGCCGCCACGUCAUGGCCGUCGACAUGACCAAGAUCCUCACGCAGACCGACCUCGCGUAUAAGAAGCACCCCAACGACUCCGGGGACUGCAAGAUGGCCUCCGCCUGGCGCGACGUGAUCCAAAAGGCCAACGACGCCGGGUGGAUCAAGAAGCCGGAGCCUUAUGAAGGCUUCGGCUUCGACCUCGGCCUCGACGGCACCCCCAGCACCGGGAAGCUUUGCGAGGGCCCAAACUGGGUCAACCAGGGUACAGUCGCCGAUUUGAUCCGUGUGUGGGACCCGGAGGGGCAGGAGACGGUCGUGUUUGGGGACGUGGACGGCGACGGCCGCGAUGAUUACCUGGUUGUGUUUGGCGAUGGGUCCGUUAAAGCGUGGCGAAAUGCGGCCAACAUCCCUGCCGCCGGCAAGAAUCGAAACUGGGAACAACUCGGGACAACCGCCACCGGAGUUGGCGAAGCGGGUUUCAAGGUUCGGUUCGCCGACAUUGAUGGCGAUGGCAGCGUUGAUUAUCUGAUUCUGUACGACGGCGGCGCGGUUAAAGCGUGGCGAAACUCGGGUAUCAUUGGGACGAGCAACACAAGGCGCAAGUUUGAAGAGCUCGGCACCAUCGCCACCGGAGUCGGCGAGCCCGGGUCCAAGGUCCGGUUCGCGGAUGUCGAUGGCGACGGGCGGGCGGACUACCUGGUGCAGGCUGACGACGGAUCGAUACGCGCAUGGAGGAAUACUGGCAAUCUCAACAGGGUCGAGGGGAGCAGAAACCUUGAGGAGCUCGGCCAGAUUGCCGCUGGAGUAUCCGGGGUUCCGGGCUCCAAAGUAGCCUGGCGAAUUACGACGAGUAGGGGAUGGUCUUGCCGACUACCUUGUGACUUGGGACGGCGGGUCAGUCGAAGCGUGGAGAACAACGGUGAUCUGGAGAAGCAGCCCGAGCUGCCGAGCUGGGAGAAGCUCGGGGUUAUUGCGGCUGGUGUCAGCAAUCAAGGGCGUGUCGAGUUCGGGGAUCUAAACGGAGACAAGAAGGCAGACUAUCUCAAUGUCGACCGCGAAACAGCCGCUGUGCGCGCCUACAUCAACCAGUGUGCCGGCAGUACGGACCCGAACGUCGUGAACCCCGGGACUGGCGGAUCCAAAUCCCCCGAGUGGGAGACCAUCGAGUGCACAAACCCCGUCAUCGUAGACGCGGCCAUCAAUCCGACCACACAAUGGAACGGCGUCUUUGCACCGCAGGCGUGGGAAGCGGUAGUCCAAAAUUGGACGACGAAUCGCAGCCCCGGAGGACUCUCCUUCUCAGAACAAGUCAGCAACUUCUUCCACGGGCCGGAGCACAUGAAAUGCCACUUAAAUGCGGACAACAACGGGUGCACCUCGUUUGUCCAGUGUCACGACACCAAUCACCCUGCGGGCUAUUUCAUCCUGAACUCCAUGACUGCUCUUAAUAACGCUCAGAUGGUCUGGAACUUCUACGACGGCAUCGUCCGGUCGCAGGUCAAUAUUGUCGCUACUGCCGACAGCGUACAAAAGACUUUUGCCGUACUACCUCGCAGUUCGCAAGUUGACAAGAUCUUGCUCGACAUCAUUGGCCUCGGAUUCGCCUUGGGCGCUGCCCCCAUGUGGAACAUGGCUCUCAAGAGGAUUCCGUACUUCGCGGCCAACGGAAACGAACUCGGAACUCUGAAGGACUUGGUGAACAACAUCGUGGCGAGCACCAUCACAAUCGUCAAAGACAAGAUGCCAACAACACCAGCCGACAUUAGCAAGACGCUGGCGCUGAGCGUCGCCGAGAUGUGCGUCUUUUGGUACGAAAGCAUCGACGAGAUGCACGGCAAGCUCUUCGACGGGUCCGACGACUCCAUCUCGACGCUCGACAACCUGUUCAAGGACGGCAAGCUGAUGCAGAACGGUUACGAGCCCCUGGAUGACCUCGAAAUCCAGGCUGUCUUCUCCAAGGCGCUUUACGCGCUGCUGAUCCCUCAGGCCUGGUCGCUCUCGCCCGGUCUCGGCGUCGUCGUCAUCGACGCCCAGGUCCCAUGCGGCACCAUCGAGCCGCUCAAGGACGACGUGUCGACCGAGGACGGAAACGCGUCGUGGGUGUGCUACAAGGACCGCAUGUACUUCCUCCUUGCGGCGAGUGGAGAAGAGAGAGAUUGCACCCUCGUCCCUGGAGGUGGUCCCGGUUCCUGGGAUUGCAUCUCCAACAAGUUCAGCCUCCCGCCGGGGCUGAAGACAAUGGACGGCAAGGCGUGGGCUGGCCUGAACAAGGAAGAACUGGUGCAGGGGCCAACAACAGACGGCGGCGAGCCGGCCAACACGAGCCUGGAGCCCAAGUCCAUCGGCACGCUUCAGGAUUUGAGCGUCACCGCCCCUGGCGUCAUCUUUCUUCCGAUCUCCACCAUCAAAGAGGCGCGCGAGAACUGGGCAUGGGUGUUUCGCGGGGGCAACCUCUCUGCCCACUAUCCCUGCAACUAA